Molecule: messenger RNA, 7674 nt
Organism: Macrobrachium nipponense
Lineage: Eukaryota; Metazoa; Arthropoda; Malacostraca; Decapoda; Palaemonidae
Exons: 10
Coding region: 1786-3930 (714 amino acids)
Source: RefSeq, a predicted model, not a curated record
CCUCCCUCUCCGUCGCUACCCGGCCUUCCUACCCACCCUUACCCUCCUCCUCCUCCUCCUCCGCCUUCUGUUCAAAGUGCCUUUUUUUCCCCUUCAAAAUUUUCCUUUCGUUUUCCCCCACUUGAGUUCACUUCCCCUCCCCGGCGUCGCCUGCGACUAUGAUUUCUGCGACUGUCAUCGCGUCUACUAAUACUACUACUACUACUACUACUACUACUACUACUAGUACUGGUUCCCUCUGGCCUUAAUCUGCAGCUCUACGCUUACUGACUGCCGCAUCUCCCAUCUGCCUCUUCUGUCGCCUCCACAGGAUAAUAAAGUCAAACUGAUAAUAAAAAACUCUAUUUCUCUCUUUAAAAUCACAAGGUUAACUAAAACGAGCUCAACAGAAGCAGCCCCCUCCUCCUCCUCCUCCCAGUGCACCUUAUUAGACCUCUUUCCCCAAAUUGUAACAAAGACACACCCUACCUGAAGACCUACCACCCCUCACACGAAUUUAAACUCACCCCUGGUCUUUCUGAAGGCCUCCCACGUGUCCCUUAGCAGUUCAGACACACACCUGGUCUUUCAGAAGACCUCCUAUCUGGCCCCUAGCAGUUUAGACACACACCUGGUCUUUCUGAAGACCUCCUACCUGGUCCCUAGCAGUUCAGACACACUCCUGAUCCUUCUGAAGGCCUUCCACCUGGCUCCUUACCAAUUCAGAUACACCCCUACUGUUCCUUCCAAAGACCUAUACCUGGCCCCUUACAGUCCAAUACCAGCUCCCUAAGAAUUUAUAUAUAUUAACUCUUGCAUCCUUCUGUAAACCUCUUCCAUCCAACGCCCUUUUAUUUUUUUUUUUCAGUAGCAUCUCUCGUGCGUUCGUUCGUCCUACCUCCUCGUCACCCUCCUCCCUCUGAUAAGUUAUGGCUCUGAAUACUUCUGCUACGUUCUGAUGUGUUGUUUGCGUGUAGUUGUUCACUGACAAAAAAAAAAAAAAAAAAGAAGGGACAUCCUGAAAACCAACGUACGUUGUUGUUGUUGUUGUUGUUCCCUCGGAGGAACAACCACGAGAAACCACCAACCCACUUGCUCGCAAAGCCUGCCUGCGAGUGGGGACGGAUACGAAAAGAAAAGAUAAAGAAAAAAAAGAUAGGAAGGGGAAAAAUAUUCUUAUUAAAGUCUCGUGGUAGCUAGCGUUCCAGCAGCAUCAAAAGCGGAGAAGCUGGACUACGUAGCAGCAGCAGCAGCAGCAGCCUUAAUCAGCAGGCAGCGGCAGUAGCAGUUGCAGAAUCAUCUUCAUCAUCACAUUCAAUCAUCAUCUGUCUGUGCGUCGUCGUCUUCGUCUGUGGGACUACGACAACAGCAACAUUCUGGUGGUGCGUCGCCCCUCCCCCUAUCCAGCCCCAACCCCCGUACCUCUCUCGCCCUCAGCUCUAGGCCCGAGAGACGGACGCACACACACACACACACACGCACGCCCUCCCACUCUCUUAUCGCCGUAGGUCGUCUGGGAGCGCCAUGAGCGGUGUGGGCGUCGAUGAAUUUGUCCUCACGAGCGCAUCCUCCUCCACCACGCCCAGAGUCGCCUCUUCCUCCUACACACAGGGCCUUCAGGUAUAAGUUGCGCUUCAAUGGACAAUGCAUCGAUGACCCCAGUACCAAUUGCAUUCUUCUGGUAAUGUGCAGUAAAGCCAAGUGAUAAUGAGACGAGUCGGUGGUCAGGCGGUAAUUCCCAGACCAAUUUCCAUCGCAGAGGGAGUCCACACCCGCAAGCGAUGGUGACGUAGGUAUCACGUGACUAUGGACGUGACGUCACCACCUGAUGGCAAUAAUACUAUGGUUCCUCCUGCUAUACUUCUUCAAGAUGCGGUGACGGUGACCCCGACAAGCUCCCUGGACGAGGAAACCCUGAGGCGCCAGAAAGAACUGGAGGAGUUCUACUCGACCUAUGACGUGUGGACGGGCAUCCGGACUGCCAUCACCCUGGCUCUCUUCUUCAUCUUCACAGUCACUCUCAUCCUCUACAAGAGCAAGUGCAAGCCCCGUCGCAAGUACGAACUCUACCCGAGCCUUGAGGACAUGCCAGGACGACCCUUGGACUACUGCGACUAUUGGUGCGCCUCCCCGGUCAGUAAUGAAACAGGGCGUAAGAGCACGGUGGACUCUUUGGGUGGGUACUGCGGCCAUAGACGAGUCGAGUCCGGGUCGGCCCCUUUGCCGACUAAAAGGACCGUCGGAUCCUACUCCAGCCUCAACAACUCCUUCCGCGUGAAGAGUCUGCCGGGGAGCGUUAUGCGCAUCAACUGUUCGCGGAUGAGUUCCUUCGAGAGGGACGAUGUGUCCCAGGCGACUGCGCACUCGUGUCGAUCGGAGUUCUUGCGUGUGCCUGGAGUCCGGCUUCAGUCGACGGGAUCGAGUAGCGACGGGUAUAGUGCCGGCUCUUCCACUCAUGACCUUCCAUCUGACAUCAACUCUGUGGGCCUCCUCGGCGUCCCAGGAUUGGGACCAAGAGGUAAUAAACCCUUGCUCCAACUCGGUGGUAUGGAUUGGGACAGCGACCACGCCACAGCAGAAUGGGUGCAGACUAUUGACAUCAACGUUAUCCAACCCACCCCCAACAUCUCUCCGUGUGGGUCAGUUCGGAGUGUGUCUGAUAAUUCUGAGCUUGUCCGUCUGCCGUUACCUGGGAGGGGCCGCGUGACCUCUGUUCUGUCCAUUGACUCUCCAGACUAUGACUCUCGUUCUAUUGGCUCUGACUCUGUCUUUCUUGAGGACUCUGUGGGUGAGACGGGUAGUAGUUUCUCUGAGAGUAUGGAUAGUGGCACCCCCUCUUUACUGGCUACCCCACAAACCAACCUUUCCCCUUCCCCUAGGUUCACGAGGCGCAAAGUGCAGUCGUUUCGCCUAGGGAUCAAUCCUGCUCACAGGCCUGCUUCUCCUUCUCUUUCAGCUCCUGUGCGCAUGCAAACCCUAAGCAAUCUCCACCGACCAGCCGAGCUGAGGGGACGCAAGAAGCCGCUGCAGCGCCAGAAGGUUCAGGAUCUCUCUACGGCAGCCAUUCCGGUGAUGGGUGCUCUUUUGGUUCCGACGUUAGGCUCGAACCUAACUGCCUCUUGCGAACGGUUAGCUGCGCACUCGGUAUUAACCAGCGAAGCUAGUUUGGGCAGCAGUCGCGGUUCGACGUCUCUGGCACCAACCAGCAGCGUAGAAGACGAGCCGAUGUGCGCCGUGUUUACCGUGCCGGCUCUCCGGCGCACCAAUUCUGCCACCACGCCGGAAAUGAAAGAGGAGGCGGCGGCAGCAUCUUUCAAACGUGCCGACAGUGAACAAAAUCCAGCGGUAAGAAGAGCAGACAGUGCGACCGAUCCGCAGCGACAAUCAAGUGACUCCUCCAGCGGAUCGGAAGCAAGUGACUCGGUAUCAUUCCACUUAAUGGUACCCGAGCUCAGUGUAGACAUUCCGAGUGCAGACACGAGCAGAGCCUCUACUCCCACUCUCUCCCCUCUGGCAUCACCCAUCGCUUCUCCCAGAACCUCCCGCAUCUCUACCUCACGCUCUAACUCCUUGGAGCCUACUCCUUCAAUCAAGAGAAAGGGCAGCAAAAGAGGAGCCGGAGGCUCUGGCAAGGGCAGCGGGGGCCGCAACGGGAAGAGGGUCCUGAGGCGACAGCACAACGUUCAGUGUCCUCCCGUCAGCCCGACCUUCAGGCACGACCCUCCUGUAAGUCAGUCCUCACUCCCGACUUACAUGGAGGAGGAGGACGACGACGACGACGGCGAUGACCUUCCUCCCCUCCCCCCUGCACCCCCGAGCUCCCCCUACCCCUACGCAGCGUCACCGACGACGAGUGUGGGGGGUGGCCGCCAGAGUCUACAGCGUGAGGAUUCCAGCCCUUCCUCACCAACACCACCCAAUAACGUCAUGGAAAUGGAAACCUCCUGUUAACGCUCAUUCUCUUAUGUGUACGGUCUCAUUGUCACUUUGCUUAAUCAUGGGUUUAUAAAUCUGUAUAUUAAGGUCACGACAGUAGCCUCAUUGAAGUAUAGACACCGAUUAUUAAGCGUAUUAGUUGUAUUAGAUGUGAUGUAUUCAAAGCCUAACAUAAAAACUUAAGAGCUCCCAAAUCUGUUCUUUCUUUAGCGAAAAGAAGCAAAAAGUCUCGCUGGCAUUUCAACGCUGAUCUCGUUUAGGUUUUGGCCCCCUAACAUAGUUCCAAGUUUUUUACCUAGUGGCAUAUAUACAUACAUACAUACAUAUAUAUUUGUUUUCUAUGUUGAUCCCUUCCAGCUGGUGCGACGUUGCCAAGCAAGCAAGCAGGGCUCUCAGUCCAGCGCUUUCUGAGUUAGCAAACUGAGUUGGCCUUAAUGACAAUAUAACGCUAACUUUGUUGGCUUCAUGACAGCAGCAUAAUAAUAAUAAUACUAAUACAUUAGUCAGAAGUUGAUUUAGUAUUGCGAACUAUAUUUGCCUCAUCCUACUCAGACCCUGGAUAUGUUUUCGCUUGGACUUAUUAUGAAACUGCUUUUUGUGCUGUUCAGAUGAAAUACGGAAAUUGUAAUCACAGAUACUGUAUUUUAUGACUUGGAAACUGUAUUGAUUGUAAAACAAUAGUCUUCUUAAUUAGGUUUAUAUACAUAUAUUUUCUGAAGGUCAAAGAAUGUAUUUCUCUCUCUGUCUUUCUCUCUUUCUCUUUCUCUCUGUCUACAAUUCAGCCGCUGUUUACACUUAAGAAGUACUUCCUAAAAAGAGAAAAAAUUGAAGACUGUAUUGAUUACCCAUCUCAUUCUCUGUUGGAAAUCAGUAUUAUUACCAUUAUUAUUACUAUAAUAUUAUGAUUAUAUUACCCGUUUCAUCAUAGCUGUUAUAUUAGAAGCCGCCUCUACACCGUUUACGUUGCAGCAACUUCUCGUUUGUAUAUGAUUGUUAUUGAGAGAGUGUCAUCAAACUUAUGAAUAUCGACUUUUUUGCCUCUACCACAUUCCUGAGACGUUAUGAUUUCUCUCGUAUCAUUGUUGUCUUCAUUAAAUCUUAGCUGCCAAAUGUUAUUACGACUGUAGCGCGAGUAUACAGUUCAUUAAUUAUACAUUGACUUGAUUUCAUCUCCUCAUAGACUUGUAUAGAGUUUGUCCAGAUGCGUUUAUUUGUUUGUUAUUAGAAUUUCCGUUUUCCUCCUUUCUUUCCUUCCUGUUUUGUGUCUCUCCACAUUUCGUAGUCUUAGGUUUUCGUUUUAUUCCUCAUUUUUGGUGGAACACGAUCGAUCCCGGUUGUUUAUAGAGUUUAUAUAUCUAUGUGUGUGUGGAAAAGCGCUCGACAUGUUUGAGAAUUCCGAAGACAACUUGGACCUAUAAGGCUGAAGCCGAAUUUUCCCAAGGUUCGAAAGAAGCAUUGACUCGUGGAAAAUAGAAAUAGAAAUAGAAAAAAAACCAAGAUGGAAGGAAACGAUGCAAAAUCAGUGUUCACGAACGAUGGUGUGAUCUGUUACGAAUAACUUUGAAGUAACGAAAACAAUCAUUGCCGUUGUUUUUUUUUUUCUUUAUUUCUGUACAAAAUAAAAUGUUUUUAAAAAAUAAAGAGGGUUCAGAAGGGAGUUUUUCCUCUCAAAAUAAGGCAAAACAAAUGAAGUCAUUCCUUGCCCCCCCCCCCCCCCCCCUGUUUCUGUGAUGACCAAUAGUGCGUUUAUUGCAAGGAAGAUGUUUGUUUUGUGUCCAUUGAAGAAAAAAAACAGGAUUGUGUUAGAAAUGUGGUUUAAAUCAACGCCAGAAAUCAUUCAUGCAACCCAAGGCAGAUUUUCAUAGAAAAAGAGUGACGUGGGAAGAAAAUGAUUAAAGAAAAAAGAAAAAAGUAAUUUGUCAUAAAGUUGUCUUGAUCUGAAGAGUAUGAAGAAAAAAAAAAACUAAAAACUAUGAAAGAUACAGAAAAUAUUGUUAUGACCAUCACUUCCUAUUGUUUUUGUUUUCAAGGCUCGUUCAUUACAACCAAAACAUUUAAAAAAACAGCCAAACAAUCAUAAAUCAUUGCUGAAGGACAAAAAGAAAAACAAAAAAACUCCCUUUUGUCAACGUUGUUUAAUUUCUCUCUCUCUCUCUCUUUCUCUCUCUUUCAAUUCCACACCAUUCUCACGCCGUCGGUGUUGAUAAAUCAAAAUAUAUAAAUAUAUAUAUAUAUUAUAUAUCCCAUGCUGAAGUGUCCUAUGCAUUGUUGUACGUUUCCUGAAUAUGAGAGAAGUGGUAGAUUUGCAUUUUAUAGUUUCUCUCUCUCUCUCUCUCUCUCUCUCUCUCUCUCUCUCUCUCUCUCUCUCUCUCUCUCUCUCUAUGGGAGAGAUCUAUUCUCACAGUCAUGUCAAAGUUAUUUCAGUUUUCAACUCCUCUGAAGAAAAAAACUCUAAUUCCAGGAUUCAUUUUUUUACUGUUUUCCUGACGUGUCUUUCCUCACCUCCCUGUGUCGCUUUCCCUGCCUUUACUUUCCCUUCUUCCCAUCUCUCUCUCUCUCUCUCUCUCUCUCUCUCUCCUCUCUCUCUCUCUCUCAUUCGACUUUCCCUCCUCUCUCUCUCUUCCAAAAGCAUUGGACUCCACUUCGUCUCAAAUCCCCAUCGAUUAUCGCUGCUCAGUCUUCUUUAAAAAAAAAAAAAAAAAGAAUUAAAAAUCUAAACUUCCCUUUGCCGUUUCGUAACCUCUUUCUUGAAGCUUGGUAAUUCAUCAUAGUUCUCUUAAGAACAAGAAGAAGAAGAAGUAAAAAGAAGACGAAUCUAGUGUUUUAUAAGUAUAUAUAUAUAUAUUCAGCAAUAAGCUUUGCAUUGAAUCUGCAACAUCUCUCUUUCUCUUUUUCAUCACACAUUCCCUGCCCCAGGUAAUCUGUAAGUCAGUGUUUAUGUUUUAAGAUGUUUCUCCUCUCGAAGUGGCAAAUAAAAAAUAAAAAUAAAAAAAAACGAGAUGGAUGCCUUACGGAUAAACUUCAGCAGCGCCAGCAUCAUUCAUCAGCCUUCCUCGUCAUCCAGUACAGAGAGAUCAUUCAUCGAUGAUGGAUGCGCGCUAAGAACACAAAGAAGAAAACUUGAAAAAGAAUAUAUAUAUAGAUAGAGAGAGAAUUUCUGUCCCCUCACCCCCUCCCCUUUUGUGAAUUUGGUGGUCAAUUCUUUAUAUAUUAAAAAAAGGCAAAUAUAUAUAUAUAUGAGAAAUACAGGAGAAACUCAUCACGUGACUUUGGAAAUGGAAUUAUUGUACAAUGCUUCAGUUGGGUUUCAUGCUUGCUCCCGGGUGUCAUGGCGUCCUCAGCUCAGAAUCAGCUGUUCGCGUGCUCCAGACAGACCUUACUCUCAGUCACGUAUACGGAUACAUAUGCAUAUAUACACACCUGUACACCUGUAGCAUGCAUAUGUAUCUCGUACACGCAAGAAGUAUAUUAUAUAAAUAAGCUGUAUAUCAAAAAAAGAAAGAGAAAACUGAGAAUCUCUCUCUCUCGAGGCUGGUGGGAACUGAUGACGUCACGGCCGAUCAGAAUGCUGAUGGUUUAGACGCAGUAAUUCCCUUUUCUUAGUCCCAUUAUGAUUGUUUGUUUGUCCGUUCGUUCGUUCGUUUGUUUGUUUAUGAGUGACUUGAGCUUAGACACACAUCAUGGCGACAAAGCGUGAAAGGAUGCCAUUACUAAGAAUGAUUUAUAUUUGUUUAUAAACUUUAUAAAGGAUAAAACUGA